Molecule: messenger RNA, 1230 nt
Organism: Elgaria multicarinata webbii
Lineage: Eukaryota; Metazoa; Chordata; Lepidosauria; Squamata; Anguidae
Product: zinc finger and SCAN domain-containing protein 16-like
Exons: 5
Coding region: 1-1230 (409 amino acids)
Source: RefSeq, a predicted model, not a curated record
AUGAAGCGUCGGAAGCGACUGAAUGAAGAAACAACAAACUGGUGGGCAAACUCUGCCAAGCCCUGGAGGCCCAAGAGGACGCCCAGGUGUAAGCCGCGCAGAUUUGAGAGGGCAGAGCUAGGAGAGAAAGCGAUGAAGGGGAGAAAACCUGCAGGCCCAGAACUAGAAGAAGGACCAGGCAGAGCAGGAAAAGCCUCCAGGGCAGUUCAGCUGGAAUACGCGACAGACCGACCAGGAUGGGACACAUCGCAAGAGGGCAAAGGGGAACCAUCCAGGGGGAUGCAAGAGCGCUGGGAAGCCCAAUGGCAGGAGUUCCUGAGGACACUGCAGCCCCUUCACGCAACGUGGGGAAACCCAGUGAUGUCGGAGAUUGCCCCAUGGGAUGACACCAAGGCCUUUCUGGCCUCCUUUGAGCAAGUGGCCAAGGCCUUUCGGUGGCCGAGAGGAGAGUGGGCGGCCCGGCUCCUGCCAGGACUAAGUGGGGAAGCAGAAGAGGCCUUCCAAAGCCUGGAAGCCAGAGAUCAGGAGGACUAUUGGAAAGUGAAGGCGGCCAUCUUGCGAGGGGAAGCCCUGAGGAUGGAGGCGCAGCGCCAGAACUUCAGGCAAUUCUGCUGCCAGGAGGUCAGAGACCCCCGAAGGAUUCACAGCCAAGUCCAGGAGCUUUGCCGGCAGUGGCUGAAGCCGGAGAGACACAGCAAGGAGCAGAUCCUGGAGCUGCUGAUCCUGGAGCAGUUCCUGGCCAGCCUGCCAGUGGACCUCCAGGGCUGGAUCCGGGCAGGAGGGCCAGACACCUGCUCCCAGGCCCUGGCCCUGGCCGAGGACUUCCUCACGAGCCAGAAAGAGGCUAAGACAGCGGCCUGGCAGGAAGAGAUGGAUGUCCGUGGAAGUCGCCUGUGUUUGCAGAUCGUCAGCCGGAGUUUGCCCCGACCAGCCCAACAGACCACAGUCUGGCAAGUCCUGCAGGAGGACGGGGGGAACGUAGAGCCUUCAGGCGACAGGAAGGGAAGCAAGGUCAAGAAGGAGGACUGUCAGUAUGGAGGAAACGAGCCACAGGAUAUGUCUGGGAAAGCAUCACAGAUGGGCCAAGCGAAUGUGCCGGAGACAGCUGAGAAGCAGGAAGAAGGAUGCAAGUCCAAAAACGGACAGGAGACGGAGGCAGAGGAAAGAGACAAUGAAUGUCAUAAAGUCAUGGAAGAUCUUACAGCUGGUCUCACAAAGAAGGGCCCCUGA